ACGGGAGCUGUGGGCCAGACCGACCAAGGCAGCAGGUACAGGCAUGUGGUGUGGGUGGCCAAGGUCUCGGGCAACAACAUCACUAUUGAGGAGUACAACCACAAGCGCCACAGGUACGGCACGCGGACUGUUCCCAAGAGCUCAUUCAAACCAGCCGAGCAAGAAAAGAAGAAGCGCAAGAAUGGCGUGGAGCCGCAGGCGGCCAUGUUCAACAAGUACAUGGAAGGCCUAACGGGGCUGAGCGAUCUGGAAAUGUCCGACAUUGGCGUGCAGGAGUCUCACAUGUACACGACGGAAGAAGAGGCUGCGUCGUUGGAGCCUGGCAAAGACAGCGCUCUCGGCGCUGCGGGUUUUGGAUGGGUCAAUCGGAUGCGGCCGCUGACCAAGCGCCGGGUGCUGAAGCUAGAUGCUGGGCCAAGGAUCCGGUGGAUAUUGCAGGCAGGCACGCCGAACCGCGUGCGCAAAGCUGCUGGAGGACGGCGAUCUGAAGCUCAACCGCUGCGGCUAGUGGUGGUCGAUUGCUGGCAGGACGACAAGAUGCGGGUCAUCAUUGAUAUGGACGACACGAGGGCGGAUCUGUUUGCGAUCUGGCGCGAUCUGCUGCUGCCGGCGUCCAAGAACCCGGACUACAACUUUAAGCUUCGCCUUUUGUAA
Molecule: messenger RNA, 654 nt
Organism: Linderina pennispora
Lineage: Eukaryota; Fungi; Kickxellomycota; Kickxellomycetes; Kickxellales; Kickxellaceae
Exons: 5
Source: RefSeq, a predicted model, not a curated record